Messenger RNA from Impatiens glandulifera, 1214 nucleotides. RefSeq names its product calcium uniporter protein 2, mitochondrial-like. Gene Ontology annotation, cellular component: mitochondrial inner membrane; uniplex complex. NCBI's taxonomy places the organism in Eukaryota, Viridiplantae, Streptophyta, Magnoliopsida, Ericales, Balsaminaceae. The transcript is spliced from 4 exons. Bases 6 to 1214 code for a protein of 402 amino acids. Gene Ontology annotation, molecular function: calcium channel activity; uniporter activity. The record is from RefSeq and is a predicted model, not a curated record. Gene Ontology annotation, biological process: mitochondrial calcium ion homeostasis; calcium import into the mitochondrion.
CAAAAAUGGCGUUCAAAAGAAUGCUGGCUUCUCCAUUUUUCUCCAUUGCCAAAUUCUCUAGACCAAUCUUAACGUCCUCUCUUUUAUCACCUUCUCCAUCGGCCUUUCAGAUCCUUAGUCCUCCUACUCCACCGGAUAAAUCAAGGUCUUGCUUGCUCCGACAAUGGAAGCCGAUGUAUAAUCAAUCGGAAAAGCUGCCGCCGGAGGUAAGUUCUUUUCCAAUGGGAGGAAAUCUUCGUGAAUGUUUAAGGGAUUUGGAUAUCAGGAAACUGGAUAGGAUCCGGUUCGAAGGACUCACCGAUCCCCUUUCUCCGACGUCGGAAAACCAGGAUCUAACGGUGGAAACCACGAAGAAACUGAUUAAUUUGGCCCAGCUUCACAUGGCAAAAUCACGACUCAGGCUGAUCAAAAAACAUCAAAUUACGUAUUCGGAAUUGAUCAAUGUUUGCAGUGAAGAUUGUUCGAAUUUAGACAUGGCUGUUCAAUAUGCAGAGAUUCUUGGAAAGUCGGGUUUCGUUAUUGUUAUGGGUGAUACCGUUUACACAAAACCUGAACAGGUGACGAAAUUUGUUCAAAGAGCAAUACUGCCUCUAGAUGAAGACAAUCCAAGAUGGAAGGAGUUUCAACAAAUGGAGUUGCAAAGGAAGAUGAUUGACAUGAAAGCUGCAUCUAUGGUUAGGAGGGAGCUAUGGGGUGGUUUUGGUUACUUAAUAUCGCAGACAAUCGUGUCGAUAGCCUUGACUUACUCGUUCUUCAGUUGGAACGAGAUGGAGCCAGUUUGUUUCUUCAUUACGUCUAUCUAUUUCAUUUUUGGUUAUGCAUUCUUUCUUGGAACAGCUAUAGAACCUUCCUUCAACGGUUUCUAUAACAGCCGGUUUCAAGUUAAGAAGAAGAAACUCGUGAAGAAGUUCAAUUUUGAUAAUGAGAGGUAUGAACAACUUAGGGUAGCUUUUUAUCCUUACUUGGAUGACAUGCCCGGAAAUUGUAAUGGCUUUGAAUUUGCACCACCAUUGUUGGAUCAUAACAAUGGUUGUGCGAAUAUUAAUGGUUUGGCAGCUCAGAUUGAAACUGAAGGAUCCGGGGUUCACGAUGUGUUAUGUUUAGUUCAUUCAGAUCUUCAUGAUAACAAGACUAGUGCGGUUCUUGAAUAUUUAUCCUCUAUGGUGGCUUCUAUUGAAUCUGUUUUCAACAACAAUGGAUGGAUAGCAAUGUAA